UAACGUUUCAAGAUGGCGAAGGACUUGGACGAGCUCUUGGAUGAAGUCGAGUCCAAAUUUUGCAGACCAGACCCACCGAAACUGGGCAUGGUCGAGCGGCCCAGAGGCUGCGGCGGUGGCAUUCUCAGCAAUGACCGGAACCGAGCCGAGGCGAAAGAGACUCUCAGGUCUACAAGUAAUAAAAUAAAUGACCGUGCAACAUCUGGAUGCCAGAAACAACUGCUAAUAUCAGCAGAAACAUUUGAGAAAGAAGAUGAUCUUGACAGUCUUAUUAAUGAAAUAUUUGAAGAACCCAACUUUGACAAAAAACCCUUUAAAUUAAAAUCUAAAUCUUCAGGUAACACAUCUGUCAGAGCUUCCAUUCAAGGCCUUGGUAAAAGUUGCAGCCCAGUGUACCUUGGUGGAACCGCUGCUCCGUGUGGAAUUGGAACAAAUACUUCACAGAGAGCAUGUGAUCAUCUGCGUUGUAUAGCGUGUGAUUUCCGGGUAGUAAGCUACGAUGACUACAUGUGGGACAAAUCAUGCGAUUAUCUGUUUUUCAGAAACAACAUGCCAGAAUUCCACAAAUUAAGAACAAAGUUGGUAAAGAAGAAAGGAACACGAGCAUAUGCCUGCCAGUGUAGCUGGAGAAGUAUUGAAGAUCUGACUGACCUUCAGACCGAUCAACAGCUUCGCUGGGUUUGUGGUAAACAUUAAGAACGCAGACUUUUCAUAUUCAGACUAAUGCCUACAAUGAAAGCAGUCUCCAGUAAUCAUCAACAUUUUUAGCGAAGGUACAAAGCAGUAUCAUGCCCUUUGGAAAAAGACAGGAAAUUUCAUUCAAUGACUAUAUAGUAUAGAUUUUCAAAGACCUAAUGGACUUGAGAAGAUAAUGUGCUUUAACAUUUUGGAACUAUUUCUUUUUGCUGUAUGGGCAUUUCACUUAGUAAGGUAGCAAGUUAUCCAAAUUCUUUGCUAGCCACUCUCCUGUUAAAUGGAAGUUUAAUUAUGGAGUUUCGUACAAAUAUGUAGGCAUUCAUUAGCAACUGCAAAAUUAAUCACUGCUAAUACACGUAGCUAAAUAUUCCUCAUUUACAGCAUUUAAAGAGGAUAAAGCCAGCCAGUGCAGAGAGGUCCCUGAGGGUGGCGGGGAGGAGGUGUAGGCAUCAUCUCCUCUGGUCAGAUCUGUUGUUGCCAAAGAUCAGAAUUUAGAUGUGGCAAAAACCAUGUGAUCAGUGGCUAACUGAAGGAUUUGGGGGAGCACAGGUUCAUUGUAAAUGAAAAGACUGCCUAUAUUGACCUUACCUCAGUAACUCCAAAUGAUAUUACACACAGUAAUGAUAAGUAUAUAUUCUUACUUUAGCUUAUUUCUUCUCCUUUUGUUCAUUUAGAUAAUCAAAGGGUAGUUUGCUAUUUUAGUAAAUAUUCAUUUAUAUAUAAUUUUUUUUUGAUGUACCUAUAAUCACAAGGAAAAAUCCUAAUACAGAUAAAUCAUUAUUGGAUUUUUUCCAAGUACUUCUCUAGCCUCCGGUGCCUAAAAUUCCAUCAAGUGAACAGCAGCUGAGAUAUUUGCUCAGGCAGCCUGUUGAUUUUCUGGUGGGAUGAGGCUGACAUAUUGUUUGUCAGAUGAGAGCAUGAAAGAAGAAAUAAAUCAUAGUGGAACCAACAGGUAAUCUGUUGUGCUCCUCCUUGACAUCUCUGAGACUGGGGGAACCCUAUAAUAGCAGCACAUUCAGCAAAUCAGUUACCUCAAAAUUACCAGUUCCCAGCACCAUGAAGAAACUCUGGAGGCUUUCCAAUCUGCCAUAAGCGCUUUAUUGUGUGUGUCUAAGACAUAGUUCAAAUGUACGACACAAGGCAUGCUGAAAGGGAGUAACCGAAGCAGAGUUGUGAUUGCUUAGUCUUAUGCUGAAUCCAUUCCAGUCACCUUACUCAAGUAAGAAGAAAGAUGGGCCAUUAAAAUCCUUUUCCUAGCCGUGACACAUGUGCUAGUAAGUCUAGCAUUGCAGCAAAACUCAUAGUGAACUCAACAGUGGCAGAUGCUUACAUUUUUAUAUUGAAAAUGUUUACAGAUUUUAUCUUUGAAUAAACAUUUUUUACUCCCUAAAA
Molecule: messenger RNA, 2088 nt
Organism: Lutra lutra (Eurasian river otter)
Lineage: Eukaryota; Metazoa; Chordata; Mammalia; Carnivora; Mustelidae
Gene: CFAP418
Product: cilia and flagella associated protein 418
Exons: 7
Coding region: 13-696 (227 amino acids)
Cellular component (GO): cytosol
Source: RefSeq, a predicted model, not a curated record